GUUUUCGUGUGCACAUGAUUCAUAAUUCGUUGGUGCAUCUACCCGACAACUCUAAUCCUACCCAUCAGAUAGCAUAUACACGCCAAAAACAACAUUAAUAGGCAUACAAUAAUAUGAAGUCAUUUGCUUCUUGCAGUGGCAUGGCCGUCUGUCUCACAUUCUUGAUCCUUACUGUGACUAUGCCAACAUCUCACACGAACAUCUUAAAAAACCUGCUGCAGUUCCAGGACAUGAUUGAGUGCAGACUACCGGACAGCACACCGCUGCUGGAUUUCGCCGACUAUGGCUGUUUUUGUGGUUUAGGUGGUUCGGGGACGCCUGUUGACCAGCUCGACCGGUGUUGUUUUACCCAUGAUGGCUGCUACGGCACAGCAAAGACCCUUCCAUCCUGUUCAUCGGUGUUUGACAGUCCGUACACAAACACGUAUGACUACACGUGCGACAAGAAUACCAAAACCAUCACGUGUCUGGACAGCAACGAUGAGUGUGACAUGUUCAUUUGCAAGUGUGACAAGGCUGCAUCGGAGUGUUUUUCUCAAGCCCCUUACAAUGCCUCCAAUAAUCACCUGCCGUCGAGCGUUUGCAGCUCAGCUUCCAGAGAGACCAGCAGCUUUCCUACCGCUCUCACUGCCUUCACCAUCACUCUCACACUCGCGCUUCACAACAAAAUACCCUGUAAUACGUGAAAGGUGCAUGCACUGUGUUAUUUGUUGUCCUGUUGGUCAUUUAAAACCUUUCGCGUGCCGACCGCAAGUUUUGCAUGCACUCAAGCAUUUUGCAACUUUUUCCAAGCCUUA
This is a messenger RNA of Puntigrus tetrazona (Sumatra barb), 797 nucleotides long. Its product is annotated as phospholipase A2-like. The coding region runs from base 114 to 686 and encodes 190 amino acids. The record is from RefSeq and is a predicted model, not a curated record. The transcript is spliced from 4 exons. Lineage: Eukaryota; Metazoa; Chordata; Actinopteri; Cypriniformes; Cyprinidae. Gene Ontology annotation, molecular function: phospholipid binding; calcium ion binding. Gene Ontology annotation, biological process: phospholipid metabolic process; arachidonate secretion; lipid catabolic process.